AUGACGGACAACGGAUCAGGCAGUGGCCUGGCGGCGGUCGCCUUCGACAUCGACGGCGUCUUCAAGUACGGCCGCGAGUGGUCUCCCGACGGCUACUCCGCGCUGCAGCGGCUGGCCGCCGCCAACAUCCCGCACGUGUUUGUCACCAACGGCGGAGGCGGCCUGACCGAGAAGUCGUACGCGAGCGGCUUUGCGGCAAAGGUGACGGGCGCCGCAUCCAACGCGAGCGACCCGGCGCCGCUCAUGUCGGACGAGAACAUGAUCCUCUCCUACUCGCCCUGGAAGCGCGCGCUCGGUGCCGAGCUCGCGAAUCGGCGUGUGCUGCUGGUGGGUGACCCGUACGACAAGGUGACGCAGGUGGCCGAGUCGUACGGGCUGAGGCGGGCGGUGCACUACCAGGAUUACGCGCGCCGCCACUCGACGCUCAACCCCUUCCGCCAAGCCAAGGAGGACGGCGGCUCGCACACUGCGGUCGACAACAAGACCACCGGCGCGAUGGGGUCGGCGCAGCGCUCGCAGCAGCCGCCCGCCGCCGACGCGGACGACACUGACCCCUUUGCGGCGGCAAUCAGCGAGUACGACCCGUCGGCGGCGGGGGGGGCGCGUGCCGAGCGCUUCUACAUGGUCGGCGACAACCCGGCGUCGGACAUCGAGGGGGUGCGGCGCGCAAACAUCUUCCACAAGGCCAAGGGCAACGACACGGCGUGGAAGGGCGUGCUCGUCAAGACGGGCGUCUACAAGGACGGCGACGAGACGAACGGCGCGACCACCGUGGUGGCGGGCGUCGCCGAGGCGGUCGACUGGAUCCUGGCGUGCGAGCGCGAGCACGCAAAGUGAGGCGAGGGGGGGGGGGGGGGAUUGCUUGGGGGGUUGGGCGUGGCACGGGUGCGGCCGCUAAGGUUCGUCGACGCUCGACGGGUUUGCACGCUACGCGAGCGGCAUGCAGCUCUCGCGCGCCGACGCGCCGUCCGCCGAUCAAGCGCCACGGCUCUCUCUCGUCUCUCGAUCAAGGUUAUUUUGAUAUUUUGUCGUCCUGGAGUAAAGCCGUCGAGAGACUAGAGUGUGCGAUUUUCUUUUAUUAUUUUCUACUCUUAUAUUUGCGCCAAG
Messenger RNA from Emiliania huxleyi CCMP1516, 1107 nucleotides. RefSeq lists its product as hypothetical. NCBI's taxonomy places the organism in Eukaryota, Haptophyta, Isochrysidales, Noelaerhabdaceae. The record is from RefSeq and is a predicted model, not a curated record. The transcript has 4 exons. The coding region runs from base 1 to 837 and encodes 278 amino acids.